Paramecium tetraurelia is the source of this 939-nucleotide messenger RNA. RefSeq lists its product as uncharacterized. The transcript has 4 exons. The record is from RefSeq and is a predicted model, not a curated record. Lineage: Eukaryota; Ciliophora; Oligohymenophorea; Peniculida; Parameciidae.
AUGACUAAUCUGACAUCCUUGAAUCCCUUCACGCCUAAUCAAUUGUUCUGCCAAGCAAGUCCAGGGAAUCAAAAGAAAUCUAAUAAUUUUAAUAAUCCCAUUACUGUUGAGGAUGAUGAACCACAGUAAGUUUAGAAAUGUCACAAUUAAAAAUGCAAUAAUAAAGGUGAUCGAAAAACGAAAUCAAGAAAAGGGGAAGCUCUUUAAUUUUGUGAGAAAUGCCUGAGAUUAUACACUCGUGGAAAUUAUUGUGAUUUUUGUGAAUAGUUAUAUUCAAAUGGUACAAAUGAUUAGGAUGAAUAAGAAUGGAUACAAUGCGAUGCUUGCUAAAAAUGGGUACAAAUUAGAAUUAUAUCAAAGAAUCAUUUAAAUUGCGAAGCUAAAUUUAGGAAUCAAAACAUCAAAGAAGAAACUGAAAAUUAAGUUUAUCAUUGUUUGAGUUGUUCGAAAACAAUUAAAAAAUAAUAACAAUAAUAAUAACAGCAACAAUAAUAAUUAUAUCAAUAAUAGCAAUAAUAAUAACAACAAUAACAAUAACAAUAAACGAAUAUUCAAUAACCAAAGAAAAAAGAGAAAUCUAUAGAAGAAUACCAACCAAAAUAGAGACAAAAUAUUGAAUGCGAUGAUAAUAGAAUGCGAGAGAAAAACAUCAACUUUGUUGCCACUAAAGAUAACAAAAUUUAGUUUACAUUCAGAUUCAAUCUUUAUGAGGAUGAAAUUAAACAAGACUUAGAUUCUCUUCGAAGUGCAGGAAAAAAAAUGGUAAAGAAACAGAACGUUGUUGAUUCACCUAUUCUGAAGAUAAACCCUACUCCACAAUUGCAAUAAUAACAAUAGUAGCAAGAAGAGAAGAACUCUGAACAACAAGUAAAUAGCAGACUUAGAACUAGACCUAAUAAUAGAAAUAAAGUUAAUUACAGAUAUUUGGGAGGUGAAUGA